Molecule: messenger RNA, 1302 nt
Organism: Mangifera indica (mango)
Lineage: Eukaryota; Viridiplantae; Streptophyta; Magnoliopsida; Sapindales; Anacardiaceae
Product: scarecrow-like protein 18
Exons: 1
Coding region: 1-1302 (433 amino acids)
Biological process (GO): regulation of DNA-templated transcription; meristem initiation
Cellular component (GO): nucleus
Molecular function (GO): sequence-specific DNA binding; DNA-binding transcription factor activity
Source: RefSeq, a predicted model, not a curated record
AUGCUUGGCUCCUUGAAUCCAUCUCCUCAUGAUCAUCAAGAAGAAGAUCCCUCAACCACAGAUCUGCAAUACCGGCGGAUUACACAACCAUCUUCACCUGCAAUCCAAAUGCGCCAGUUACUGAUCAGUUGUGCCGAGCUCAUCUCUCACUCAGACUUCUCUGCUGCUCAUCGUCUCAUCUCCAUUUUGUCCACCCACUCUUCUCCUUAUGGUGAUUCUACUGAAAGGUUGGUCCAUCAAUUUGUUAGAGCUCUCUCUCUUCGCCCCAAUCACACCCACGCCACCGUUAGUGCGUUUAUAUUGAAUACAAGUAAUGCUACUACCAGUAUUACUACCAACACCACCACCACCACGGCAACAAAUAUGAGCAAUAUCACUAAUUUUGAUUCAUCCCUUCAGUCAUCUUAUCUAUCCCUGAACCAAAUAACACCGUUCAUAAGAUUCAGCCAUCUUACAGCUAACCAGGCCAUAUUGGAAGCCAUAGAAGUAGGGCAACAGGCUAUCCACAUCCUCGACUUUGACAUCAUGCAUGGUGUACAAUGGCCUCCUCUUAUGCAGGCCUUAGCUGAGCGUUCCAACGACACUCUCCUCCCUCCUCCUAUGCUUCGAAUCACCGGAACAGGACACGAUUUGAACAUCCUCCAGAGGACUGGUGACCGCCUUUUGAAGUUUGCACACACUCUCGGCCUCAGAUUCCAAUUUCACCCUCUUCUCAUCCUUAAUGACGACCCUACUUCAGUUGCUCGCUAUCUUCCCUCAGCGCUCACCCUCCUUCCAGACGAGGCCUUGGCUGUCAACUGCGUUUUAUAUCUACAUAGACUUCUUAAGGAUGACUCUCGCGAUCUGCGCCUUUUCCUCCACAAAAUCAAGGCUUUAAACCCCAAAGUGGUAACCAUUGCAGAAAGAGAAGCCAACCACAACCACCCUCUUUUCUUGCAGAGAUUUGUGGAGGCCUUGGAUCACUACACAGCCAUCUUUGAUUCCCUGGAGGCGACCUUGCCGCCCAACAGCCGAGAGAGACUGGCAGUUGAGCAGAUAUGGUUUGGAAGAGAAAUAGUAGACAUAGUGGCGGCAGAGGGAGAUAAUAGAAGAGAGCGGCAUGAGAGGUUUGAGUCAUGGGAAGUGAUACUUAGGAGCUCAGGUUUCGCCAAUGUCCCCUUGAGCCCCUUUGCCUUGUCUCAAGCAAAACUCCUUUUAAGACUUCAUUAUCCUUCAGAAGGUUAUCAGCUUCAGAUUUUUAACAAUUCUUUCUUCCUAGGUUGGCAGAAUCGUCCCCUUUUCUCAAUAUCAUCCUGGCGCUAA